CGUAAUGAGGAAAUUGGAAGUGUCUACAUUUAUAAGUUUAGUAGAGUUGACCUUAGACGAUAUAACAUGUCCGCUUUAAAGCGACGUGUUUUAAGGUCAAAAAAGGGUUACUCUCGAUGGCCAGAAAGUUAUGUGGAAGUUGUAUUGCGUCUUUUACUCUCUUGA
Dentiscutata erythropus is the source of this 165-nucleotide messenger RNA. The record is from the annotation of a GenBank genome assembly. Lineage: Eukaryota; Fungi; Glomeromycota; Glomeromycetes; Diversisporales; Gigasporaceae.